AUGUAUCCUGUCGUCUGAUUGGUUCUGUCGCCUUGCUAUGUAGCGCCAUCGGUUACGUUACCCUGUCAUCCUCGUCCAUAAAUACACUUCUGACUGGGUUACCGCAACUUUUGAGCUGCUGCUUGACUUGUUCUCGGUCGAAACACAAUUACACGUUUGAGUCACAAAGUUUCAAGAUUCAAAACCUGUACAGGAUGCCUGGCUCUGCCUCGAUCAACUGCUUGGGGCCGUGGCCCAAAGAUGUGGGUAUCAUUGCCAUGGAAUUGUACUUCCCCUCUCGGUAUGUGGACCAAGCUGAGCUGGAACAGUUUGAUGGUGUUACACCUGGGAAAUACACUGUGGGCUUAGGUCAAGCCUGCAUGGGCUUCUGCUCAGACUGUGAGGAUAUCAACUCCCUUUGCCUGACAGUGGUGCAAAGGCUGAUGGAGAAGAGCAACCUGUCCUAUGAUUCCAUAGGUCGUUUGGAAGUUGGCACUGAGAGCAUUAUUGACAAAUCAAAGUCUGUGAAAACAGUCCUCAUGCAGCUGUUUGAGGACUCUGGAAACACUGAUGUGGAGGGCAUUGACACAACAAAUGCCUGUUAUGGUGGGACAGCUGCACUCUUCAAUGCUGUAAACUGGGUUGAGUCCAGCUCGUGGGAUGGUCGUUUUGCCUUAGUUGUAGCAGGUGACAUUGCUGUUUAUGCCUCAGGAAGUGCCAGACCUACAGGAGGUGCUGGUGCCGUGGCAAUGCUCAUUGGGCCCAAUGCCCCUUUGGCCUUUGAACGAGGUUUGCGAGGAACCCACAUGCAACAUGCAUAUGACUUUUACAAACCAAACCUCAUGUCUGAGUAUCCUGUGGUGGAUGGAAAGCUCUCUAUUGAGUGCUACUUGCGUGCCUUGGACCGCUGCUACUCUGUGUACCGGAAUAAGAUCCACGCUCAGUGGCAAAGAGAAAACUCAGAGAAGCUCUUUUCUUUGGAGGAUUUUGGCUUUCUUGUCUUCCACUCUCCAUACUGCAAGCUGGUGCAAAAGUCUUUGGCCAGAUUGAUGCUAAAUGACUUUCUGAACCACCCCUGCCCAAACACUGACAUGGGCCCCUUCAACGGCCUUGAUGAUUUCAGAGACGUAAAGCCAGAGGAAACCUACUUUGACCGAGAUGUUGAGAAGGCUUUCAUAAACGCCAGUGCGGACUUGUUUGAGAGAAAGACCAAGCACUCUUUGCUCAUAUCCAACCAGAACGGAAACAUGUAUACCCCUUCAGUCUAUGGCUGCUUGGCAUCUGUCAUUGCGCAACACACAUCUUCACAAUUAGCAGGUCAGAGAAUUGGAGUCUUUUCCUAUGGAUCAGGAUUUGCUGCAACUCUGUAUUCCCUCAGGGUCUCACAGGACCACACACCUGGUUCUGCUCUUGACAAACUCAUCUGUAGUUUGAGUGACCUCAAGGUCAGACUGGAAUCAAGGAAGAAAGUUUCACCUGCAGUCUUCUCUGAAAACAUGAAGCUCAGGGAAGACGCCCAUCACCUUGCCAACUAUGUCCCUCGUGGCUCUGUGGAGGAUCUGUUUCCGGGUACUUGGUAUUUAACACAUGUGGAUGAGAAACACCGCAGGGAAUAUGCCAGGAGACCUCUGGACAAUGAUAUACCGUCAGAGCCGGAGCACAUUCGCUCCAGCAAUGCCACUGAGCACAUCCCAAGCCCAGCCAAGAAGAUGCCACGCAUCCCUGUCACCAACUCUGACACUGGCAUUGCCAACUGAGAGCACUGAGCUCUUCAACAAGGUAUCAAGGACCAGUCAUUUGGAAAUGGUCACUCGACUUGCGGUCAAAAGGCCGACGUGCUCCAGCAGAGCUCGUGGACAGCCUUCGACACUGCUGAACCAACUGUCACAGGCACAUUCUCCCCUAGUCUGCACAGCUAUCAAAAGUGGAUGAUGAUAUCUUUCAUGCCUAAUUAGACCGCACAAACCCAUCAUGAUAAUCUUUGAGCGUUAAGAAAUAAUUUAAUAAUGCACAUUGUUGGAUAUUUUUAGUCACUACUUUGCUAUUUCCAAAUGUAUUUUUGUCAUUUGUUUUACCAUUAAUCCAAUUAGAGAUACAAAAUGACAUUGCACUCUCAUUGAGACAUUAGUUUCAGUAAUUUGACUGUUUCAGUUACUCCAAGCGAAACAAUUAAUUUUACCUUUGUCCAUCAUUAUUGUACAUUAAACUGCAAAGUGGCACUGAAGUUUUCCCAAGAUUCUUCCAAAUCUUUUCUCCCACGGUACUCUAAAUACAGCCAUCUGUCUGCUAAUUAUAAUUGAAAGUGAUACUACACUAGACUUUUUCUCUAGGGAGUGUGUGUGGCAUGAGGAUUGUCUCAAACCCAUUUGCAUUUGGAGUAGUUCAAUAAUAUUUUGUGCUGUUAUUGUCAUAUUUGACAAUAUUGAAAAGGAAGCUCAAUCUCAAAAACUGCGUCUACUGCUGAACUGACUGUUACCAUCAUUUCAGUUUCCAAGUUUUUGUAACAAGUCAUUUGGGUGUUUGAGUUACUUUUCUCUGGUUGUUUUAUUCUUGUUGAAUCUUGAAUUAAAAUAUCCAGCAUGUGCAUGAAUAAAUACUCAGGUAGAAGCCAUGGCAAGGAUCAGUCUUUAAAUAAAUGUCGGUGUGGAUGAGCUUGGGACAGAUAGUUGGAGUAAGGACCAUUAUUAAAAAUAUAACAUGCCAUUAAGAAGCCUUAUUAAAUAUGUAUCUAAUGUGCAUACAUCAAUUGUACAGUUGGUUGGUGCCUCCAGACACUAGCAUCACAAAUGCAAUGUAGCGGUUUUGCUAGUGUGACAGUCAUCGAUAAUGGCUUGCUGAUCUUUAUAUUUUUGAUGAUGAUGUACAGAAAAAGCUGUAAAAUUAUUUUCUUUGUAGAUUGGUUUGAAUGUAUUGGAGCCAUCCCAUUUCUGUAAACUUAGAAAAAUGAAUAAACCAAAACUAUAUAUACCUUUGAAAGUUUCGCCGUUAUUUUCUAAAUGCCAUGCAAUUGGUCGAUCCAGUGACCGUGUGCCAAAAAAAAAAAAACAGCCCAUCAUCCAUCUCGUCACUUAAUACAGGUGUGGCCAAUACAUUGAGCGAGCGUCUAUUGACUGACAGAUGAUUUCACCAAUCCUGGCCUUUUCUGACGUGUCACUGCACGUGCACACAAAGGAGCGUUCUGAUGAGCAGUCGUGGCAACCAAAUGUUGAAGCAUUGGCCUCACAGUUCUGAAAACCUGGGUUCAAUCCCAGCUCUCACUGUGUGGAGCUUACAUGUUCUACCCGUGCCUAUGUACGUUUUCACCGGGCACUCCGAUUUCCUCCCACUUUCCAAAAACCAUGUAACACUCAUUGGGACACUCUAAAUUGCCCCUUGGUGUGUUUGUGAGUGUGGCUGUUUGUCUCUCUGUGCCCUGCGAUUGACUGGCAACCAGUCCAGAGUGUAGCCCGCCUCCCUCCCAUUGAUAGUUGGGAGAGGCUCCAGCACUCCUGUGACCCUAGUGAGGAUAAGCAGCUCAGAAAAUGGAUAGAUGGAUGAUUUCCAAUGGUUAGAAAACUCAUUCAAAAUUGUGCCAUCCUGAGAAAUCUGCUUCGGCUGCAGACUUUGGAACAUGAAUUUUGCUUGCUUGUGAUACCAAUUUGUAGUUUAUAAGCACAAGAUGACAAAUGUUGGAAGACGACUGCUGAUAUAAGAAGACUUUUAU
Messenger RNA from Syngnathoides biaculeatus (alligator pipefish), 3682 nucleotides. It is a transcript of the gene hmgcs1, whose product is annotated as 3-hydroxy-3-methylglutaryl-CoA synthase 1 (soluble). The record is from RefSeq and is a predicted model, not a curated record. NCBI's taxonomy places the organism in Eukaryota, Metazoa, Chordata, Actinopteri, Syngnathiformes, Syngnathidae. Gene Ontology annotation, biological process: acetyl-CoA metabolic process. Gene Ontology annotation, molecular function: hydroxymethylglutaryl-CoA synthase activity. Bases 195 to 1736 code for a protein of 513 amino acids. The transcript is spliced from 10 exons.